This is a messenger RNA of Plasmopara halstedii, 216 nucleotides long. RefSeq lists its product as uncharacterized. The transcript is spliced from 2 exons. Bases 1 to 216 code for a protein of 71 amino acids. Lineage: Eukaryota; Oomycota; Peronosporomycetes; Peronosporales; Peronosporaceae. The record is from RefSeq and is a predicted model, not a curated record.
AUGAGUGCUGGAAGAAUCGAAGUGCUACACUUGAACGAUUGCAACAACUUCUUGAUGACGCUGAAGCACACGCUGAAAGUGAAGGCAAGGCUGCAACUAAUAUCCAACGACUUUUUCGUGGAUAUCGAAUUCGCGCUCUUCUCGCCGUACAGACGUAUGAACUACCUCCACUUUACUAUUGACUUUGAAGUGAUUGUACUUAUCUAUGAACUUUAG